UUUAAUGUCGAGAGGAGACGGGGUAACGAAUGGCUGGAUUAGCCUUCGCUAGUUAGCGGUGUUAGAACUCAAUAAGGCUUGAAUAAAAAUGUCUCUUUCCACGGCGCGUUCCUUCUUAUCGGAGGCUGGAUAUGGAGAGCAGGAGCUGGACGCUAAUUCAGCCCUAAUGGAGCUGGACAAAGGACUGAGAUCCUGUAAGCUGGGGGAGCAGUGUGAAGCCGUGGUACUUUUCCCCAAACUCUUCCAGAAAUAUCCUUUCCCCAUCCUCAUCAACUCGGCCUUUCUGAAACUAGCCGACAUUUUCAGACUGGGGAAUAACUUCUUGCGGCUGUGUGUGCUGAAAGUGACCCAACAGAGCGAAAAGCACCUGGAGAAGAUUCUGAACGUGGACGAGUUUGUUAAAAGGGUUUUUUCUGUCAUCCAUAGCAACGAUCCUGUCGCCAGAGCCAUCACACUCCGAAUGCUGGGCAGCCUCGCGUCCAUCAUCCCUGAGAGGAAAAAUGCUCAUCACAGCAUCCGCCAGAGCCUGGACUCGCACGACAACGUUGAGGUGGAAGCAGCUAUCUUCGCCGCUGCCAGUUUCUCAUCCCAGUCAAAAGACUUCGCAGCAGGGAUUUGCAACAAGAUUAGUGAGAUGAUUCAAGGUUUGGAUACGCCGGUAGAUCUGAAGCUGAAGCUGAUCCCCAUGCUGCAGUACAUGCACCACGAUGCCACUCUGGCCUCCAGGAGCCGGGAACUGCUGCAGGAGCUGGUGUCCUCCUACCCAUCCACCCCUAUGGUCAUCGUUACUCUGCAUACGUUUACCCAACUUGCCACUUCAUCACUCAUUGAAAUUCCAAAACAGAUUCAGUUGCUCCUGCAGUAUCUGAAGGACGACCCCAGAAAAGCAGUAAAAAGACUCGCUGUUCAGGACCUGAAACUGCUGGCCAAGAAAGCUCCUCACAUGUGGACCAAAAAGAACAUUCAGACGUUGUGUGAGUGUGCCCUCAGCACCCCUUAUAACAGUCUGAAACUGGGCAUGGUCUCAGUGCUCUCCACUCUGUCUGGAACCAUCGCCAUCAAACAGUACUUCAGCCCGGCUGCAGGUGAAUCCUCACCGGCUCCUCACCUCACUGACCUGGUUAAGCUGGCGCAGGAGUGCUGUUACCAUAGCAACUUGGCCGUGGCGGCCCACGGGAUCACUGUGCUGGCCAACAUCGCCAUCUCCUGUCCAGAGAAAGAUUUUGUUCAGCUGGAGCAGGACACGGUGUUGGGGAUGGAGUCGUUAUUACUGCUGUGCAGUCAGGAUUCCAGCGCUUCUGCACAGGCCACACUCAAAACAGCCCUGGCGUCUCUGGUGCGGAUGCUGAAGGGUCGUCCUCACCUCAGCCAAUCAUGUGUGGAGUUUUUGUUGGCUCAGCUGCACUACGCAUGCGACGCUGCACGGAUCCUGAUCUGUCAUGCUUUGGCAGCCAUUGCCACACAGCUGCCUGUUCUGGGCGAGAGCAUGCUGGGAGAUCUGGUGGAGCUGUACAGGAGCGCCGGCAACACCAGCUCAGAAAAGCAGCAGGAGCUACUGGUUUCCUUGGCGACGGUGGUGUUUGUGGCCAGUCAGUCGUCUCUCGGUGCGGAGGUGAAGACUGUGAUCCGACAGCAGCUGGAGGCCUCAGCGAAUGGCUGGACUGUUUAUCGCAUCGCCCGGCAGGCCUCACGCAUGGGCUGCCAUGAGCUGUCCAGUGAGCUUUACCAGAGCCUCAGGACUCGUGUGGCCUCCGAGCAUUUCUACUUCUGGUUGAACAGCCUGAUGGAGUUCUCUCAGGCUGAGCGCUGCCUGAGCGGGCUGGAGGACGGAGACUACAGCGGGGCCAUGGGGGCCAUCACUGAGGCACUGAAGUCCUACCAGAAAGGAUUCGCUUCACUCACGGCUGCCAGCACCCCUCUGAGUCCGCUGGCGUUUCAGUGUGAGUUUAUAAAGCUGCGGAUGGACACACUGCAGGCUUUAGCACAGCUCAUCUGUACCUGCAACAGCCUGAAGACCAGCCCACCCCCGGCCAUCGCCACCAGCAUCGCUCUGACCUCUGGAAACGAGCUGCAGCGCUGUGGCAGAAUCUCACUGCAGAUGAAAUUGUCCAUGGAUGAGUUUCGGAGUCUUGCUGGCCGCUACGCUGACCUGUACCAGUCGUCCUUUGACGCAGACUCCGCCACGCUCCGCAACGUUGAGCUGCAACAACAGAGCUGCCUGCUGAUCUCUUAUGUGAUUGAAGCUUUAAUACUUGAACCUCAAACAGCCAGUUUCCAGGAUUUUGGCACGUUGGGUUCAGUUCAGGCGGAGAGCAAGUAUGAGCGCAGGAUGAUGGGCGUGUUUAACCUCGUUCUGGAAGAAGUGGAGUCCCUGAGCAGGAAACACCCUCCCGUCUCCUACCUGCACACUGGCUGUCUGUGUGAUGCGGUCAUCGCCCUGCUCAAAGUUCCACUGUCCUUCCAGAGGUAUUUCUUCCUAAAGCUGCAGUCAACCAGCAUCAAGCUUGCUCUCUCUCCUUCUCCUCGCACUCCCAACGAACCGAUCCCAGUGCAGAACAACCAGCAUCUCACGCUGAAGGUGGAGGGCGUGGUCCAGCAUGGCUCCACCCCGGGACUCUUCCGGAAGAUCCAGUCCGUCUGUCUCAAUGUGAGCUCCACUCUUCAGGCUAAAUCCGGACCAGACUUUAAGAUUCCUCUUGAUACUAAGACUAAUGAGAUCGAGCAGCGGGUGGAGCCUCACAACGACUAUUUCAGCACCCAGUUCCUGCUCAACUUCUCCAUCCUGGGCAGCCACAAUGUUACCGUGGAAGCCUCGGUGGUGGACGACAGCGGGGUGGAGUGGAAGACGGGGCCGAAGAGCGUGGUCACUGUCAAGUCUUUGGAGGACCCUUAUUCUCAGCAGCUUCGCCACCAGCUACAGCAGCAGCAGGCCGGAGCACAGGCAGCGCUGCGGAACGUCUCCAACCGCUUCCAGUGACUUCACAUCAAACCCCCCUCCCCAUCAGCUCUGUUUGUGGCUGGGUCGAAACGUACACAGUACUCUGCAAAUGUUUGGGUGCCCCUGCUGAAGUUAAUGUUUUUUGCCGAAGUGCAAAUAAGUGAACAUAUUCUCUACAGAGAACACACUUCUGCAAAUUUUAAUGAAAAUUAGACUUUAUUUGCUUAAUUUAACACAAAACAUGAAAUGUGGUCUGUGUAAAAGUCAUGUUCAGCCAAAAAAAUGAAAUUGUGUGAUUUAAAUUAGCAGAGAAAUCAUAUAUUUAAGAGUGCUCUCUGUAGAGGAUGCGUAAGGGGGGGGGGUGUUUAUAGAGAACUGUGAGUCAUUCAGUGUCAGAAACCACAUAAUCAAGUCUGUCUGAGAUGCUGAGCAGCUCCACGUGGCUCCAGGCAGCUUUGUGAUGAUUUAAACAUGCAAUUAGCACCGCGCUAAUUGGUGGGGUAUUAGAUUCCAUUACUUGUUAGCUACAUUAGUCUCGUAGCUCCAGUGCUAAAACUUAAAGAUGUCACACUCUGCGUUCCCCAUCUGUGUGCUUGAGUCGGGAUGAGGAGCCGAGUUACUGUAAACCUUGCUGUAAUAACACCCUCUUUCCAGGCUCUGCCCACAAAUGCGUUGAUUUGUAGCCGCUGUUGGACGUUUCGCGAUGCAGAGAACCGUUUAACCGUGCAUAGGGUUCUUUUGAGCGUUCAUGAUUCUGUAUAUAAAAGCGUUUUCUGUACUAAGGAACCCUGGAAGAACCAUCCUUUUAAGUAGGUAGUCAUAGGUGUUGGUAUCUCUAUAAAGACUCAUCCAGCUCAGUGUUGUGUAUGAACCUGAAUCCCUUAGUUGGAAUGAGAUUGUUUGUUUUUCCCCCAGCAUGGCAACAGUUGCUAUAAAGGAAUGCAUUUGUGGGCGGAGCCUGGGUAGAUCAAUAGGAGCAGUAGAAGAUGCCAAGGUAGGUUUUUUGCUGGUAACAUGCGGCUGCGUCCAAAACCAUAAACUUCAGUGCUCUACACUCUUGAAAUGAUGGUUCUUCAAGAAAAAUGAAAAUGGUUUGAUAUAGAGCUGUGAACCCUCAAGUGACCCUUUGUGUCAUGAAAGGGUUCUUCAGACUGAUGGAGGGUGUAACAAGCUGUUACGUGUUCUGCACAUGUUCUGACUUCCAGCCCCAGUGUUUGAACAGAGCUGUUCAAACCCAUAAGCAGAUCUGUCAGUUGAGGCUGCUCUAUUGUGAAACUGCAUUUCUCUGUAAUCCAGAUGUUGCACAAUUUCCUUUGUAAAGCUGAAGUGCUGCAGAUCGGGCUGGACUUGCUGUUUGUAGCUGUAAACAUGACUUAGAAUUUGUGGCUAAACAGAUAAGAAGUGUUCAGUUGACAUGCUGCACAUGGAGUCGGAGUUUAGUUUGAUUUAGUUUUUUACCUGUAAUAUAAAAAUGUGACUGAAUUUCAAUUAAAAAAAGGAACGACUCUG
Pygocentrus nattereri (red-bellied piranha) is the source of this 4447-nucleotide messenger RNA. RefSeq names its product integrator complex subunit 7 (gene ints7). The transcript is spliced from 20 exons. Gene Ontology annotation, biological process: snRNA 3'-end processing. The coding region runs from base 89 to 2977 and encodes 962 amino acids. The record is from RefSeq and is a predicted model, not a curated record. Gene Ontology annotation, cellular component: integrator complex. Lineage: Eukaryota; Metazoa; Chordata; Actinopteri; Characiformes; Serrasalmidae.